AUGAAGUGGCUUUCGAUCACUUUGGCUCUCGCCGGGCCUUCACAAGCGGCGCUUCGUUUUGGAUGCUCGACCCUUACCAUCCAGCGUCUUGACCCUCUUGUCGAGCCUGGCAGGCUUCCCUCGUCACACGUCCACCAGAUCGUCGGUGGAAAUGCCUUCAACGUCUCCAUGGCGGGUGACAUUGGCGAGCAAGGCACCUGCACGACAUGCACAUUCAGCGAGGACUUUUCCAACUACUGGACGGCCGUCAUGUUCUUCAAGCAUCAGAAUGGCACCUACAAGCGUGUGCCCAUCAUGCAGAAUUCGGCUCUGCCCAACGGUAUAAAUGGCGGCAUGACCGUCUACUAUACGCAGCAGGACUUUAACUCGAACGGAAACCAGAAGAUUACUUCCUUCAAGCCUGGCUUCCGUAUGACUGUCGGCUCCCCCACCACCAACAGUCUCAACGACGCCAAGGGACACGUUGGGCUGCGCUUUGUGUGCUUGACCGACAAGAACACGCGCUUCCCCGAGUUGCCUGACUUCCCAACUAAGCCCUGCAAGGGCGGCAUCAUGACGGUGCACCACUUCCCGUCAUGCUGGGACGGCAAGAAUCUCGACUCGCCCGACCACCAGUCACACAUGUACAACACGGCCAAGGAGGCGUUCUCCCCAGCCGGCCCCUGCCCAGCGUCGCACCCGGUCCGUAUGCCGCAGGUGGCGUACGAGACGCUCUGGGAUACUACCCAGUUCAACAAUAUGUGGCCUAAAGACGGAUCCAACCCCUUCGUGUUGAGCUAUGGCGACAACAAGGGAUACGGAACCCACGCGGAUUACGUGUUUGGAUGGAAGGGUGACUCGCUCCAGAAGGCCAUGGAUUCGAGCUGCAUGUUUAACGCUUGCGAGAACGGUCGCCCGUUGAAGUCUCAGAACGUCCAGGCAAUGAACAAGUGCGCCGUCAAGAACAUGGUUAACGAGGAUCUAAAUUCUUGGCUCAAAGUGCUCCCCGGCCAGGCCAUGUAA
Messenger RNA from Sordaria macrospora k-hell, 1002 nucleotides. RefSeq lists its product as uncharacterized. Lineage: Eukaryota; Fungi; Ascomycota; Sordariomycetes; Sordariales; Sordariaceae. The record is from RefSeq and is a predicted model, not a curated record.